Folsomia candida is the source of this 1133-nucleotide messenger RNA. Its product is annotated as SEC14-like protein 4. Bases 259 to 1071 code for a protein of 270 amino acids. Gene Ontology annotation, cellular component: cytoplasm. The transcript has 7 exons. Lineage: Eukaryota; Metazoa; Arthropoda; Collembola; Entomobryomorpha; Isotomidae. The record is from RefSeq and is a predicted model, not a curated record.
UCCUUAAGAUCGCUCAUAUAUGAUGCUUUGCAGCGCAGUUUCAUCUUUUUGCAUGACUUGUCCCAAUCAAUCUGCACUUUUCUUCUGUGUAAGGCGUACGAUUUGGUCAUAAUUUUAUUUCACUCUGCAUUUGUUUCAGAACAGUUGAAUUGGAUUGCAUGGAGCUGAGAUUUACCUAGGAAUGUACAUACCAAGUUAAUCUGAAAGGGAUCAGAAUUAAGGUUUGAUACUAAAUUGACUCUUGGAACUCGAAUUGAAAUGGAAUCCGCGUCACAUGCAGCGAGUGAGCAUGAGAAGAAUUUAAUUCAGGAGCUUCGGAAACGAGUCGCAGAUUUAAAUCUAGCUCAGGAACAUAAGGACGACAAAAAUUUGGUGAGAUGGUUGAGAGCUGGGAAACAAAGUAUUACUCCAGCAGAACAAAUGCUACGCAAGAACCACCUUUGGUUGAAGGAGAAUGCCAUUGAUGACCUCGUCGCCAGAUCAGAUCCCCCUGGCUGGAGUCCGAACGGUCUUUUUCCCUGGCACAUCUGCGGUUUAGAUAAAAACAAUAAUCCAGUACUCAUCGCAAAAAUUGGGGAAUGGGAUAUCAGAUCAGCCGUAGCUGCUGGCCAAGGCUUAGACUUAAUAUCAUACUGUAUCAAAAUCAUGGAACUUGCCACUAGAUUUUGUGCUCGUUCGAACAAAGGGAAAUCUUGGAUGGGUCAAUUCGUUGGAAUAUAUGACUUUAAAAACUUCUCAUUUUCGCAAGUCCGAUCCCUCGAAGCGAUUCAAGUUAUAAUGCAGGCGUGCCAAGUCUUCGACAGUAAUUACCCAGAAAUGUUAGGACAAGGAUUUGUCGUGAAUGCCCCAUGGACGUUUCAAAUUUUAUGGAAAUUUGUUCGUCCGGUGAUGGACGAGAAGACGGCGAGAAAAAUAAUCAUGCUUGGUUCGGAUCGUGACACUUGGCGAAAUGAAAUUGAGAAAUGUAUCCCCGUCGAACAAUUUCCAAAAAUGUAUGGUGGCGACGGAGAUGAUGACUUGAAGAUGUCUAUUGCACCGGAUGGAUCGCCAAUAAUAUUGCAAACUAAUUAAUUUUUGUACAAUGUUUCUUAAUGAUUUUAAAUAAAAUAAUUCUCCAUGCUUCGCAUAUGAAA